AUGACUCAAAGCAAUAACCACCAUCGCCGCACUUCCUCGGGCUCCAAUGUCCCUAAGCUGAGGAACUCACGGCCGGCUUUACAUCGGAGAGGCACAUCCUUUGUCAACCACUCUAUAUCCAAACUAGGCUCUGGACAAGUCACCAAGCAGUUAGAGUUGGACGACGACCGGCAGCCCGAGAUGGCGGCUAGCUUUCUCAACUUUUGCGCCAUGUGCGAGAAGCAGAUAACAGUGCCUGACAAUUCCCUCUUAUAUUGUAGCGAAAGGUAUGAGACUCCUUAUCGCGCCACAGCCUUGACGUGCACAGCCUCCACUGUUGGUUUAAAUUCCAACCAGUUCCCCCUAGCCCUUUCUUUGUCUCAUUGCUAUCUCUUUCCUUUCAAUAACUUUCUUCUAACACAUUAUCUCUGCAGCUGUCGCCGCAAAGACUCCCACAAACCACUUUCAGCUUCCUUCUCAUCAAACUCCUCCAUGUCUUCCUCAACAACUCCACCUGCCUCUCCUCCUAUGUCUCCUCGAAUGAUUGUAGCACCCAUGACUCCCACGAAAGGUGCCGCCAGAUCCUCAAUCUCCAGGAUACCCAGCGAAUGGAAUGAUGCCAAGACGGAUCAGGAUCCAUCCGAAUGGAAGCCAGUGAUACCUAUGGGAUCCGGUGCCAGUUCUCUGGCGUCGUCAGAGGCUUGGAAUUACCUCUCCCAGUUUCAUCGUGAUGACACUAUGAUGCCGGUCCGGCGCCCUCGGUUUGAUCACCGCAGUUCGACCAGCUUGUCGGCACUCUGGAGUGCUACGGGGUCUGUUCCGCCGCUGAUGCACACGCCGUCCACAGCUGCAUCGUCGGUGAGCAGCAACGGGUCGGACUAUAUGAGCUAUAUGCAUGACUCGGCCUAUCGUCCACUGCCCCCUCGGCACAAGCCCCAGAUGUCUGGUUGCCCAAGCGCCUCGAAAGGGCUCGACUUGGUAGUGCCUCAUGUGCAUGUGAGCGUGGAAGAUGCCCCCGCCGUUAAUAUCUCCAACGAUGGGUCGAUCUUCCCCGCCAGUAGUGCGCUAUGGGAUGAGAAGCCCAGUGAAAAGACGCCCACCCUGAAGACGGCCUUGGGUUCGCCGACCUCUGAUAUACCUGCCCGUUCCCUGGAGGAGACUCCGUGA
This is a messenger RNA of Aspergillus luchuensis, 1146 nucleotides long. RefSeq lists its product as uncharacterized. The record is from RefSeq and is a predicted model, not a curated record. The coding region runs from base 1 to 1146 and encodes 381 amino acids. The transcript is spliced from 2 exons. NCBI's taxonomy places the organism in Eukaryota, Fungi, Ascomycota, Eurotiomycetes, Eurotiales, Aspergillaceae.